Messenger RNA from Caenorhabditis bovis, 579 nucleotides. The record is from the annotation of a GenBank genome assembly. Lineage: Eukaryota; Metazoa; Nematoda; Chromadorea; Rhabditida; Rhabditidae.
AUGCGAGAACGACGUCUCAUGAUGAACCCGAAAUUCGGAAUGCACAGCCUCCCGUUUGAGAUGUGUGCUAAAAUGAUAAGAAGAGAAUUCAGUUGGGCGGAAGGUCGAUGUGUUCAAAAACUUCAUGAUGAGAGCAUCCAUGACGACAACGAUAUGUAUGAAGAGCAUAUGUAUUCCGAAAAAAAUAAUGCAUUCGACGAAUAUAUGUCACCCGAUGCAAUUCGCGGGCACAUCAAGGACAUUGUUCGUGGUAUUUCUGAUAAGUCCUUCGAGUUGACUGAUAAAAACGAAGACGGAUAUUUGGAUGAAGAUGAGAUUGAAGAGUACAUUAACACGAAAAUGGGAUACUCGAUAUUGGUUUCACCGAAAUUGGUUGUGAAACAUUAUGAUAGCGACGAAAAUGGUAAAUUGGAUAAAGAAGAAGUGUGGCGGAUAGUCGAGACCAAGGAUCCCGAUUAUUUCAAAAUUCUUCCCGAGGUUAUGGAACAAAACAUGCUUUUGCUUCACGGUGGAGUCCAAGAAGAUCAUCUUGAGCAGAGUCCUGUUGUGAGUGAGGAUGGCGUCGUAAUUCGCUAUUAG